This is a messenger RNA of Cuscuta epithymum, 2068 nucleotides long. The record is from the annotation of a GenBank genome assembly. NCBI's taxonomy places the organism in Eukaryota, Viridiplantae, Streptophyta, Magnoliopsida, Solanales, Convolvulaceae.
CUUAAGGGAAAAAAGUAAAACAAGAUAGUAUAUAGGCUAAAGGGUCACAUGGGUACAUGAACUAACUUAAAGUGUUUAAUUAGCCCCUUAUAUAAGAGGUUCUGCCCGGCCGUCGCCAAUUGGGGCGGUGGAAUAUUUUGAUGAAAUUUUUUUCGCAUCUUCUUCAUUAAGUCUAAUUUACCCAUAUCAAAUUUCAGCUAAAAAUUAAAUCGGGAAGGCAGUCAAAUGAUUUUCCGAAAUGUACUGCGCAGUUAUAUUCAAAAAAUCAUUUGACUGUCUUCCAGGUUGAAAAAGAUCUACUACUCCUACAAAACAAAAACGAAAGAGGGAGAGUUGUCCACAUCCAAACAUGGCCGCCCACAUCCCCCGAAACGACAUCGCAAGAGCUGCCGCGGUUGCAGUGAUGGUUCCUUUGCCGGGACAAGGCCAUCUCAACCAGUUCCUCCACCUCUCCCGCCUGCUCACUUCCCACGAUAUACCCGUCUAUUACACCGGCGCCGCCACCCACAUCCGCCAGGCCAAACUCAGAGUCCAGGGCUGGGAUCCUAGCUCUGUCCCCAAACUCCAAUUCCAUGAAUUCCCCACACCUUCUCUCGAAUCCCCAUCCCCUGAUCCCAAAACUAGAUUCCCUUCCCAGAUCCUCCCGGCCUUCACCGCCGCCUUACUCCUCCGCGAGCCCCUCCGCGAGUUCCUAUCGGAUCUCUCCAAGAAAACCCGGAGGGUAGUCGUGAUUUACGAUUCUAUGAUGGCUUGGAAUGUUCAAGACGUUCCCAGUAUACCCAACGCCGAAUCUUACGCCUUCGAGGCCAUCUCGGCUCUCUCGAUUUACUUCUUCCACUGGGAAAGGAUGCAGAGGCCUCCCCUGCCCCCGGAAGCUCAGGUGAUAGAAGAAACCCCAGAUUUUGAAAGCUGCGUGACUCCACAGGUGUUGGAAUUUGUCAAGAUUCAGACAGAUGCCUUGAAAUUCAACUCCGGGACGGUGUUCAACACCUGCCUGGUGAUCGAAGGAGCUUUCCUCGACUUGCUGGCGAAAGACAAGUCAGCUGGAACCGGGCAGAUAUGGGCUAUCGGGCCUUUCAACCCGAUAACCCUGCCCUCAGAUGAACAUCCCGGUAGCAAUCGGAACCGGUGUCUGGCCUGGCUCGAUAAACAGGAGAAGAAUUCGGUGAUUUAUAUUGCGUUUGGAUCUUCCACAACUUUUCCGGCCGACCAAAUCCAUCAGAUCGCGAUGGGGUUGGUGCAGAGCAAGCAGAAAUUCAUAUGGGUAGUUAGAGAGGCGGAUAGAGUAGACGUUCCCGCCGGAGAUGAAAGCAGCGCCGACCUGCCGGAAGGGUUCGAAGAGGGAAUCGGAGGGAUGGGAAUGGUGGUUCGAGAUUGGGCGCCGCAACUGGAAAUUCUCGCCCACCCUUCAACGGGCGGAUUCAUGAGUCAUUGCGGAUGGAAUUCGUGUAUGGAAGGGAUUUCAAUGGGCGUUCCCUUUGCGGCGUGGCCGAUGCACUCGGAGCAGCCGUGGAACGCCGCGCUGAUCACGAAGUUACUGAAAACCGGCGUACUAGUGCACGACGGUUCCUGUCAAGAAGUGGUUGAUUCGGUGAAAAUCGCAGAAGCUGUUGAGAGAUUAAUGAGGUCCUCAGAAGGAGAUGUGAUGAGGAGAAGAGCGGAAGAAAUCGGCGGCGCCAUCAAGCAGGCGGUGAUGGAAGGAGGCGACAUUUGCAAGGAGAUAGAAUCUUUCGUUGCACACAUCACCAGAGAGUAGCUGUUUGUUCUGUAACAUAUUUGUGUCCUUUGAGCUACGCUCUUUGAAAAUUAUUAAGCAUUUUUAAUCAUAUUUCAAUGGGGUUUGAAUGUUGAAACUUGAAAUACAGUUUCCAUAUCAAGUGAUGUGCUUUUUCAAUUUUGUGUUGUUUGUGAUUUAUGUAGAAUAAUACGAUCAAAUGUAAAAUAAUGUGUGCCUAUUUGAUAAUAUCAAAAUUGGCUGAAUUAUUUGAAUUUGUUUAAAUUUAUGAAAUUCCCACUGUAUUGAUUAAAUUUAUUGAAUCUGUGAAAUUAUGGGGAUAUAAUAUGUGGG